This is a messenger RNA of Setaria italica (foxtail millet), 4084 nucleotides long. Its product is annotated as cytochrome P450 94A2-like. Lineage: Eukaryota; Viridiplantae; Streptophyta; Magnoliopsida; Poales; Poaceae. Gene Ontology annotation, molecular function: heme binding; monooxygenase activity; oxidoreductase activity, acting on paired donors, with incorporation or reduction of molecular oxygen. The transcript is spliced from 4 exons. The coding region runs from base 175 to 1734 and encodes 519 amino acids. The record is from RefSeq and is a predicted model, not a curated record.
UAAUUUGGCACCUCCCAAAUUCGCAAAGUAAACAAGGGCAUAGAGGCUUUGAAGAAAUCAGAAGCAUCGAUCGGAUUGACUGCAUACAUGCCACAUGUUAGUGACUCAAAAAUUUGGCACUUGCUAGAGUUCCCUCGGUUGAACACGGAUUGAGGCCAUCUGUGCCGUGCAACAAUGGAAGCCAUCCACCUCGCCUACGUGCUCGUCUUCCUCCUCACCGUCUUCGUCCUCCGCCUCCGGGGCCGUGGGGGCUCUCCAGCCAAGCAGACAUGGACGACGACGGCCCACUGCCCGUACCCGAACCCGCUCCUGGGCAACACCCUCGAGUUCAUCCGCAACCGCCGCCGCUUCUUCGACUGGUACGCGGACCUGCUCCGCGCGGCGCCCUCGGGCGCCAUCGAGGCGUGGGGCCCCUUCGGCGCGGGCCACGCCGUGACCACCGGGAGCCCCGCCGACGUCGACCACCUCCUGCGCGCCGGCUUCGCGGGCUACGCCAAGGGCGCGCUCUUCCGCGACGCGACGGCGGAGCUCAUCGGCGACGGCCUCUUCGCCGCCGACGGCCGCCUCUGGAGCCUCCAGCGGAAGCUGGCGUCGCACGCCUUCUCGUCCCGCUCGCUCCGCCGCUUCGCCGACGGCGUCCUCGCGGCCCACCUGCGGCGCGGGCUCCUGCCGCUCCUGGACGACGCCGCCGCGGAGGGGCGGACCGUCGACCUGCAGGCCGCGCUGCGCCGGUUCGGGUUCGGCACCAUCUGCCACGUCGCGUUCGGCGUCGAGAGCGGGGACGCCCACUCGAGGCAGGAGGAGGCGCUCUUCGCGGCGUUCGACGCCGCCCUCGAGAUCUCCUUCCGGCGCGCGCUCGCGCCGGCCACGUUCGUGCGGCGCCUCACGAAGCUCCUCGACGUCGGCAGGUCGCGCCGGCUUAGGGAGGCCGUCGGCGUCAUCGACAGCUAUGCCAUGUCCGUCGUCGAGUCGAAGGAGGCGCGUCGGAGGAACGGCCUCGACGACGACGGGGAUGCCGCCGACCUGCUGUCACGGUUCAUGGCGGCCAUGGACGAGGAGGACGGCAGCGAGCUCGGCGCCAUGUUCCCCACUCCGGCAGCCAAGCGCCGCUUCCUGCGGGACGUGGUCAUCACCUUCGUCCUCGCCGGGAAGGACACGACGUCGUCGGCGCUGACCUGGUUCUUCUGGCUCCUCGCCGCGAACCCGCGCUGCGAGCGGCGGGCCCACGAGGAGGCCGCGUCGGGCGGCGGCGACGUGAAGGGGAUGCACUACCUGCACGCCGCCAUCACGGAGGCGAUGCGGCUGUACCCGCCGGUGCCGUUCAACGGCAGGGUCGCGGUGCGCGACGACGAGCUGCCGAGCGGCGCGGCGGUGCGCGAGGGGUGGUAUGCCAACUACUCGGCGUACGCGAUGGGGAGGAUGAAGACGCUGUGGGGCGAAGACUGCUUGGAGUUCGUGCCGGAGCGGUGGCUCGGCGACGGCGGCGAGUUCGUGCCCGUCGACGCGGCGCGGUACCCGGUGUUCCACGCGGGGCCGCGGGUGUGCCUCGGGAAGGAGAUGGCGUACGUGCAGAUGAAGACGGUCGCGGCGGCCGUGCUCCGGAGGUUUCGAGUGGAAGUGGUGGCGCCAGUGGCCGGAAUGGAGGCGCCGCCGGCAUACGAGAUGACGGCGACGAUGAAGAUGAAGGACGGGCUGUGGGUGCGGCUCACGAGGCGGGAAGAGUCAGCUGAGUGAUGAGAGGAGACUUUUCGUCUCAGGACACAAACGAGGACCCGGUUCUCACUGGAUAACGUGGCAACUAUUUUACUCACUCCAUUCUGCCCUAGUGUUCGCACUACUUCAGUAAAUGGCCAAUUCUAUACUCCCUCCAUACCAAAAAAACCUGACGUUUAGGACAGGAUUGUGGUAACCAAGGAGUGAUUAAUUAGAGGUUAGUUUUCCUUCUUUGCUCCUAAUAAAUAUGGUUGCGCUUGCUCUCUGUACGAGAAAGUUAACCAGCUCAGGCUAGUGCGCGGAGCCUGCAUUGCUGCGCCCCAGGUUCGAAUCCUGGCUGCCCCACCUUUUUUGUUGCCCACUUCAUUUUGCAUGGCGAUGGUCCGCUGCAUGGCACUGUUCGCCCUGCGUGGCGCGCGCGGACAGCAGUUUUGCUCGGCGCCUGCAUUUUUGCUUGGCGCGGACAACAGUCUUGCAUGCAUGCGGGGCAAUUGUUUCAUUCUCGCUUAGCACUUGUUUCAUUUUCGUUUGUUGCCUGCGCGCUCGGAUAGCUGAUGGUUCGCGCUCGUUUGGAAUAAGAAGAUCGACGUUUGAGCUGCCUGUACUCCACGCCACUGGCUUAUUUAUGCGGCAACUUGCUUUCUCUCUUCUCCACGCCAUUUGCUUGCUUGCUUAAACGCUUCUCUUUCCUUCUUUCUCAACCAUCUAUUCUUGCCAUCUUCUCUGUCCACUUAACCGAGCAAUGAGUGCUUUUUUCCCUGCCUUUGAUCUAAACGUUCGUUUGGAAGAAGAUGACGACGGCAACCUUCCCAUCGAUCUCAACGAGCCAGUUUUGGAAGAUGAGAACCACGGAAUAGAUUUGAACUUACCAUUAGAUGAAUUUGGAGCUGUUGACUUUGAUUACGUACAAAACCUCACUGAACAAGAUGGUGAUGCUCCCGUUCCACUACACCAACCGAAGAAUGACUAUUCUGAUCGUGUUAGACAACAAGUGUAUCAAGCAUUGUUGAUGAGAAGCAAAAAUGGGAAACUAGGCAACCAUGAUACAACAAUUGUAUCUAACCAAUUUGGAGUAAAAAUUAGAUCAGUUCAGCGCAUAUGGAGGCAAGGUAAAAACCAACUUUCUCAAAACAUUCCGGUCGUGGUUCCUAAUCUAGAGAAAGGUAGAAGUGGCCGCAAAGCAAUCCCUCUAGAUUUGGAAAAGUUGCGGGAUAUUCCUCUCAAGCAAAGGAUGACCAUAGAAGAUGUGUCUAGUAAACUUGGUAUUAGCAAAUCUAGGACACAAAGGUAUUUGAAAAGGGGUUUCAUUAGGCGCCACUCUAGUAGCAUCAAACCUUACCUCACUGAUGAUAACAAGAAGACUAGGUUGAAGUGGUGCAUUGACAUGAUUGAUCAAGGUUUGCUUGAUGAUCCAAAGUUCAAGGAUUUGUUUGACUUUGUGUUUAUUGAUGAGAAGUGGUUCUACCUCACUCAAAAAUCAGAGAGGUACUACUUGCUACCCGAGGAAGAUGAACCACACCGCCUUUGCAAGAACAAGAACUACAUCCCUAGGAUCAUGUUCUUAUGUGUAUGUGCUCGGCCACGAUUUAUAAAUGGAGUAUGUGUGUUUGAUGGCAAAAUAGGUUGCUUUCCACUAGUCAAUUUUGAACAAGCUAUUAGAGGAAGCCACAACCGUCUUCGUGGAGAGGAAGUAAUCAAACCAAUUCAAUCAAUCACAAGGGAUGUGAUAAGAGAUUUCAUGAUAAAUAGAGUGUUGCCCGCAAUUAGAGCAAAGUGGCCAAGAGAAGAUGUCAACAAGCCAAUAUUCAUUCAACAAGAUAAUGCUCCAUCUCAUUUAAAAGUUGAUGAUCCUCAUUUUUGUGCGGUUGCAAAGCAAGAUGGGUUUGACAUUAGGCUUAUAUGUCAACCACCCAAUUCUCCAGAUUUUAACAUUCUAGAUUUGGGGUUUUUUCGAGCUAUUCAAGCCAUUCAAUACAAGAAAGAUGCUAAGACAAUUAAAGAUCUAAUUCCAGUAGUGCAAGAGGCAUUUUUGGAGUACUGUCCAAAGAAAGCAAAUAGGAUCUUUGUCACACUACAAACUGUUUUGAAGGAAGCAAUGAAGGUAAAAGGUUGCAACAAAAUCAAGAUUCCUCACAUGAACAAACAAGCACUAGAGAGGGAAAAGAGGCUGCCAUUGCAAAUCCCUUGUGAAGCUUCAUUGCUAGCCGAAUCACUUGCUAGUCUUCCUGUAACAAAUUAGAAGAUGCAAGUUUAUGCAAAUUAUUAGAUGAGUGUAUCUUAGGUUUGCAAUGGCCAAAUUGAGAGAUGCUGUACUGUACCUUAGUGCUCUUUGUUUGCUGCUUCUUAAUAUGCUCUUCCACCUUCUUCAAAA